GCAGAGGCUGAAGAAACCUUGGUGCAAUUGUAAAGUUUUGCCUUCUUUCCCCACUUAAACAGGAAAUACAAACAGAUGAACAAAAGAGAUCUGAGAAGCACAAUCCCUUCAGUAAUUGUUCAGACCAAGACCGCCCAAAUAGAAAACACAUGCUAUUUCCCCUUUGCCUGACCAAUUUGGCAUUCAGAGUACAAGUUUACAGGAGAAGGGCUGGGUCUUUCCAGGCAGGAACUGGAGUCAGAGGUUUCCCUGUUACUUGCUGGGAGAGAAGACCAUUAGGAAUGCCUUUCAGUGCAUGGGAUUCUGAACUGUCUCACAGUAGCCAGGCAGCUUGGGGCAAUCUAACCACAGCACAUCCUCACCCCUGCAGGAAUCCUGAUGCAGGCCAAGUACAGCAGCACGAGGAACAUGCUGGAUUCUGAUGGGGACACCACCAUGAGCCUGCAUUCUCGAGCCUCUACUACAACCCAGCAGCCAGAGCCUGGGCACACAGAGCACCAGCUUCCCUCUUCAGCUUGGCGUCCAGUCGCCCUGACCCUGCUGACCUUGUGCCUGGUGCUACUGAUUGGCCUGGCAGCCCUGGGGCUUGUGUUUUUUCAGUACUACCAGCUCUCCAAUAGUCAGCAAGAUAGUAUUUCUGAAAAGGAAGAAAGAUUGGGGAAUCUCUCCCGAAAACUGCAAUCUCUCCAAACCCAGAAUAAGAAACUUGUAGAAACUCUGCAGCGUGUGGCUGAGAAACUCUGUCGUGAGCUCUAUAACAAAACUGGAGAGCACAGAUGUAGCCCUUGCCCAGAAAAAUGGAAGUGGCUUGGGGACAAAUGCUACCAGUUCUAUAAAGAGAGCAAGAAUUGGCAAGGCUGUGAAUAUUUCUGCAUUGCUGAGAACUCUACCAUGCUGAAGAUAAACACACAAGAAGUGCUGGAGUUUGCCAUGUCUCAGAGCUACAGUGAGUUUUUCUACUCCUAUUGGACAGGGCUAUCCCGCAGUGGUAGUGGCAAGGGCUGGCUGUGGAUAGAUGGAGCCCCUUACACCUCUGAACUGUUUGAGAUAAUUAUAGAUUUUACAAGCCUAAGAAGCAGGGACUGUGUGACCAUCCUCAAUGGAAAGGCCUUCUCCAAGGACUGCAAAGAGUUGAGGCGGUGUGCAUGUGAAAAAAUGGCGACCACAGUCAAGCUAGAGAAACUCCCAUAG
Molecule: messenger RNA, 1191 nt
Organism: Pteropus alecto (black flying fox)
Lineage: Eukaryota; Metazoa; Chordata; Mammalia; Chiroptera; Pteropodidae
Gene: CLEC1A
Product: C-type lectin domain family 1 member A
Exons: 6
Coding region: 379-1191 (270 amino acids)
Source: RefSeq, a predicted model, not a curated record